GGUUUGCAAUUGCAAUCAAGAACAACUGUUGCACGCUACUUGUAAUCUGCUUGGCCCAAUUUGUUUGUGUCCAAUUUCUUGAAUAUCUUCUUCUAGACCUGCAGAUCUUUUUUAAUGGCGGACAUAGUAGGGGCAAUCUUCGGUGCAUUGAGUUGCAUUUGUGGUACUCCAACCUGCAAUUGUAUAGAUCAAUAUCAGAAUUUUAAUGAUGAUGUGGGUGAGCUGAGAAGAAUAUUGGACAAUCUAACCAACCGAAAGCAAGAUAUAGAAUCAAGAAUAGAAGAAGCAGAGGCUUGCGCGGGACAAGUGGUUAGACGAGAAGUGCAAGACUGGCCUAAGCAAGCACAAGAGAUCAAUGUUGAUGUGCGAGCAUUUUUAGAGAAGGUGCAGGGAGUCAAGUGGUACAAGCGUGCCUGUCUCGACAAACAUGUUUGCAGAAAAAUUAAAGUGGUGGAGGACAUGUUUGAAAAAGGUAGAUUUCCUGAAGGCGCUUUUAUUGAGAGAGCUCCAGCUCAUGGAAACAUAAUUCCAAUAGAGAAUCUAGUGGGGGGAUCUACUAAAGAAGAAAUUUGGAGGUCCUUGAUGGGUGAUGAGGUUGGAUUGAUCGGAGUUUGUGGGAUUGGUGGAGUUGGAAAGACUACGAUCAUGAAGAAUCUCCACAAUGAUUUACAGAGGGGGACUAGAUUUCAGAAAGUGAUCUGGGUUACUGUAUCAUAUCCUAUCAAUGUUUUUGAAUUACAAAGGAAGGUUGCUGAUGCUAUGGACAAAAGACUUCAAGACGAUGAAGACGUGAUGAUGCGAGCAGGCGCACUAAUGGAAAUAAUGAGAAGAGUGAGAUUUGUGCUAAUAUUAGAUGAUGUAUGGGAAAAAUUUUCUUUGAGUGAUAUUGGAAUCCCAAAACCAACACUCCAGAAUGGGUGCAAAGUAGUUAUCACUAGUAGAUCAGUUGAAGUAUGCCAGUUUUUGGGUUGUGAGAUUGUUAAAGUGCAGCCUCUUUCACAAGAGGAGUCUCUAAACCUAUUCCUAGAUAAGGUUGGACAUGCUGUUUUACAAAACGUGCCGGAAUUGGAAGAAACCCUGAAGCUUAUGGUGAAGGAGUGUGCUGGUUUACCGCUCGCUAUUGUUGUGAUAGCGGGGAGCAUGAAAGGAGUGGAUGAUAUUAAGGUGUGGAGAAAUGCACUGACUGAAUUACAAGAAUGUGUUAAGAGUGUGAAAGGUUCAGAAGAUGAGAUAUUUAUGCGGUUAAAAUUUAGUUUUGAUCGUUUGCCUGAUGAGAAAAUCAAGAAUUGUUUUCUUUAUUGCUCCUUGUUUCGCGAAGAUUAUUCAUUUAAAAAGGAGGAAUUGAUAGAAGGUUGGAUUGAUGAAGGACUAAUGGAUGGAUUGAGAAGCAGGGAAGCAGCUUAUGACAGGGGCCAUGCCUUUUUAGAUGUGCUUGAAAAGAAUAGCUUGUUAGAGAAACAUUUCACGAUAGCAAUUAAGAUGCGUGAUGUUGUGAGAGACAUGGCUAUCAGAAGCAUUGGUACUGGAGUUGGAUAUAUGGUAAAAACUGGUAUGAAAUUGACAAAGGUACCAAAUGAAUAUGAGUGGGCUAGAGAUCUUAAUAAGGUAUCUCUAAUGGCAAAUUACAUUUCAGAAAUUCCUGUUGGAUUGACUCCAAAGUGUCCGACCUUGUCAACUUUGAUAUUAUCGGACAAUCCUUUGACAAAGAUUCCAAAAUCUUUUUUUAAGGAUAUGAGUGGACUCAAGGUUCUUGAUCUCUCUGGAACUUAUAUUGAAGCUUUACCUAGUUCCAUCUCCAAGCUGAAGUAUCUCUCUGUACUACGGUUAAGUGGGUGCAAGAGGUUAAAGUGCUUGCCUUCCUUGAAGAAGCUUGUGGCAUUAAAGAAGUUGGAUCUGAGAUGGGCAGGAAUUGAGGUGGUCCCUCAAGGCAUGGAGAUGUUGGUAAGUCUUGAAUAUCUUGAUUUACUUUGUGAAAAUCUAAAAAAGAUUCCAACAGGAAUAUUGUUUAAAUUAUCUAGUCUCCAGUAUUUGGUGGUAACAGAUGAUAAGGGAAUAUGUAGUGUAAAGAUAAACUUAAAAGAGACUGCUAGACUGAGAAAGUUGGAGAUUAUAGAAUGUAAAUUGGAAGACAUGCAAGGCUUCAGUUAUUUUUUGAGUGAGUUAAAAAAUUUUCAGAAUUUGACUGCUUACAAGCUUGUGGUGGGAACAAUGAGGAACUGGUUUACGGAUAUUGACAAUCCUAAAUAUAAAUGCAGACUUAUAAUUGGUGGGUGUGACAUUGGAGAAGAAUUGAUAGUGCUUCUAGAUAACCUUCAGUAUUUGCAGAUCCAUAACUGUAAAAACAUCAGAAGCAGUUUAAACAAAACAGUUUUGUUAGAAAAUGCAACCGAGUUGAGUAUUUGUAUUAUUACUUGUUGUGAAGAGAUAGAGUACGUGGUUGAGUUGGACUCAUCCUCCUUCCCAUCCUAUAGUCCGAUACUCGAUAAGCUUGAAAGUCUCUUUCUUGAGAGUUUGCCUAGGUUGUGGGCACUCAUGAGAGUGGAAGGAGUCACAACGCCGCCAUGUGUCUUUUCCAAUCUUAAGACACUUCAUAUAGUUAGAUGUUCAGGAAUGAGGAAUUUGCUUCCACUUGAGCUAUUGCAAACCUUCCAAAACUUAGAGGUGAUUUGGGUUAAUAACUGCGAACAAAUGGAGGAGAUAAUAUCAUCAUCAGAUUCAGACACAUCGUCAUCGAACAAAUGUAUUUUCACUUUUCCUAAGUUAAGGGAACUUCAUUUGACAUACUUACCCCAAUUGAAGAGCAUUUGCAAAGCGAAUAGGAUCAUGGUUUGUGAUUCUAUUGAAGAAAUUCAGAUAAGGGAAUGUCCAAAGUUAAAGAGGAUCCCACUAAACCCCGGUAGAUAAUGGCCAACCAUCUCUUCCUCCUUGUCUCAGAAAAAUCUACAUUGCUAAAGAGUGGUGGGAAUCAUUGGUGGAGUGGGGUCAUUCUAAUGCUAAGAACAUACUCUAACCUUUCUUGGGAUUUGCUCCAGAGAGGAGAUAACUGUAUAGUAACAGGUGUGUAAAUAACAAGUCACAUGCAACCACAAUAACGCAUGGAAAUAAAAGCCUUUCCUUUACAACACAUGACAGGAAAGUUGACGUAGGACAAGAGGUAUUCUGGAAGAGAUGAGAUUGAGGUGCAUCCACGCUUUGCUCUCAUGUCCCAUAAAUUCCAAUUAUGUAA
Rubroshorea leprosula is the source of this 3226-nucleotide messenger RNA. The record is from the annotation of a GenBank genome assembly. Lineage: Eukaryota; Viridiplantae; Streptophyta; Magnoliopsida; Malvales; Dipterocarpaceae.